CAGCUACGAGGGUGGUACCACCGGGUCAUGGGUGGUACCACUAGAUGCCAAGAAUUUAUAAGAUCAGUAACACCAACUGGAAAGGAAGGAAACUAAAAAAUGGAGCCUACCAUACCUGGAGAGUUUGUGAAAGAGCGACCGGCCGAUGAUGGUAUACAGAAAAUAGCUGACAAAGUUAAAGUAGCUGUAGAGGAACAGUCUGGUAGAAAAUUUACGGAGUUCAAGGCCAUUGCAUUUCGCUCUCAAGUGGUAGCAGGAGUGAAUUACAUUAUUAAAGUAUGUGUUGGUCAUGGUAAAAAUGAUUACAUAAUGUUGCGUGUCUUUGAGAAUCUUGAUGGAGAGGUAACUCUUACUUCCUACGAGUUGGACAAGAAAAAGGAUGACCCAAUUGAAGUUUCUGAUUAAUUUUUUGCUGUUACAUACAUGUAACUGUUUUAAUCCAUUCUAAAUGAAUGGUGCUGAUUUUCGUUGCUGAUUUCAUUUGCUGAUUUUCAUUGCUGAUUUUUAUUUGCUGAUUUUCCAUUUGCUGAUUUGAUCAUUAUGCUGAUUUUUGCUAAAUAAACUGAGUUUGUUAUAGCA
This is a messenger RNA of Amphimedon queenslandica, 579 nucleotides long. RefSeq names its product cystatin-A-like. NCBI's taxonomy places the organism in Eukaryota, Metazoa, Porifera, Demospongiae, Haplosclerida, Niphatidae. The transcript has 3 exons. Gene Ontology annotation, cellular component: cytosol. Gene Ontology annotation, molecular function: cysteine-type endopeptidase inhibitor activity. The record is from RefSeq and is a predicted model, not a curated record. The coding region runs from base 100 to 405 and encodes 101 amino acids.